Messenger RNA from Caenorhabditis sp. 36 PRJEB53466, 665 nucleotides. The record is from the annotation of a GenBank genome assembly. Lineage: Eukaryota; Metazoa; Nematoda; Chromadorea; Rhabditida; Rhabditidae.
AUGAAUCGUUUUUGGAUUUUGAUGUUCGUCGCGAUGAUGAUGACAAUCUUUUUGAGAGGUCAGACAAGUUCUUAGAGAAACAUUUCGACUAAUCAAAACCGUCACUUAAAUCAAAGAACACCAUAUUUCAGUGAUCGCGCACGGAGAGGACAAAAUAUUGGGUCUCGAAGAGUUUCUGACUGAACUCGAUCCAAAUACGAGUGAUAUUGUGAGUCGGCAGGAAGUGAAAUGGUGAUACUAAGUGGCAGAGAUCUUGUCAAGGUUGACAGAUUGAGGUGGUAACCACACAUACUGCUGGCGUCGGGAGAAUUAACAAAUUCCCGUUUUGGUCAGAAGACUAUCAGUGAAAGGGCGGAUGUAGGCUAACUAUAGGUUUUGUGUUAAUUAACAACCUACGAUUAAAAAUAUUUUGUAUCAUGUGAACCAAAGAAUGUGAAAUAUCAACUUCUAUUUGUACUAUCCUUCUGACUGGUCUUUACGUUGAUAGCACAUGUGUCUGUCACAUUGGACAAAUUCCGUAUUUUUUUCAGAUCCUGGAACUUCUGGAAGCUCAGCAAUUGCCUACCAACAAAGCAAAUCGAAUGAUGCGUCGGAUCAUGAGAAAGUUGCCACCUGAAACUCUGGAACAGCUUUUCCAAAUCUACAAAGACACUCGUAACCCAUGA